GCCUAUCUUCCUGUGGAAGCUUUGAGAAAUGUAAUUUAAGAUUUUUCAAAUAAGACAAGAGAAGAGAAAUAGAUAGAUAGAUAGAGAGAGAGAGAGAAAGAGAGAGAGAGAGAGAGAGAGAGGGAAUUAUUAUGCCGAUAGAAAUGCCAAAGGGUUUACCAUUUUCGGUGGAUACGUGGAAUCCAUGUUCAAAGAGGAAGAGGCACCAUUUCUUAAGUCAUGCCCACAAAGACCACACCCUUGGCAUCUCCACCCACUUCUCUUUCCCUAUUUACUCUUCCCUUCUCACCAAAUCCCUCCUUCUUCACCACCACCCCCAGCUGGAUGAUUCUUUGUUUGUUGGAAUUGAGGUUGGGCAAUCGUUGGUCAUCGAUGACCCUGAUGGAGCUUUCACGGUUAUGGCUUUCGAUGCCAAUCACUGCCCUGGAGCCGUGAUGUUCUUGUUCGAAGGAAAUUUUGGUAACAUCCUGCACACAGGAGAUUGCAGACUCACACCUGAAUGUCUGCAAAAUUUACCAGAUAAAUAUCUUGGAAGGAAAGGAAGAAAACCCAGGUGUCAACUUGAUUAUGUAUUUUUGGACUGCACAUUUGGGAGAUUCUCUCGAAAGAUCCCCAGUAAGCAUUCAGCAAUCCGACAGGUUAUCAAUUGUAUAUGGAAGCAUCCUGAUGCCACUGUGGUCUAUCUAAGCUGUGAUCUUCUUGGCCAGGAACAGAUAUUGGCUGAUGUAUCCCAAGCAUUUGGAUCCAAGAUAUAUGUUGAUAAAGCCACCAAUCCUGAGCUUUUCCUUGCUCUGACACUUAUAGUUCCUGAAAUCAUCACCCAUGAUCCAUCUUCUCGCUUCCAUGUAUUUAGUGGAUUUCCUGAACUCUAUAUAAGAGCAAAAGCAAAGCUUGAGGAGGCCCGGGCUAACUCGAAGCCUGAGCCGCUUAUAAUUCGUCCUUCCACACAGUGGUAUGCAUUUGAGGAAGGAUGUUCGGAGGAUGAAAAUCAUAGAAAACAGAGAAUUAGCGAAGCAGUAAGGGACCAGUUUGGAGUGUGGCAUGUUUGUUAUUCAAUGCACUCAUCCAGAGAAGAAUUGGAAUGGGCCCUUCAACUUCUUGCACCUAAGUGGGUUAUUUCAACAACUCCCAGUUGCAGGGCUAUGGAGCUAAACUAUGUUAAGAAGCAUUGUUUCAGUGCUCAAGCUUCUUCAAAUGAUUCUCUUUGGAAGCUUCUAGACCUUAAUUUGGAAGCCUCAUCAUUUACAGAUGUAUCAGUCAAAAGCGUGCAUUGUCCUCCAAUGCUUGAAGUUUCUACUCAAAGCUCUGGAGUCUCUCAAUUGCAACAGGUAAGGAUUUCCACUGGUCAGAAAGAAGGCUUUAAUCUGUCUCCUCCAAGCCAUAGGAUGCCCAUCACAUUAUUUGGUAGAGCUAGACUUGGUCUCCAAGAAUCUCCUUCUAGAUGGGAGGAGAAAAUGGUAAACAUGAAAGAUCUUUCUCAAGAUGUUGAUAAUCGAUCUCAACAAGAAUCCUCAUUCCAUGAGGAAGAAAAUUGUGCAAUGACUUGUACAAAGCCAUUAGUGAAGAAGCUGAAGGUAGAGGCUGAUGAAGUACAAUGUGAUAAGCCUUUUGAAAAAGAAUCAGAAGUUUGCAAGGAUAAUCAGUCUUUUAUUGGAUCGUCAAAGUGCUUCAAUGAGCGUUUAAGAAGGUUAUACAGGUCAAUGAAUGUGCCUGUGCCAGAGCCUCUUCCAUCGUUGGUGGAUCUUUUGAAAGCCAACAAACGUGCCAAGAGGUAGUUUCAAUCCCGGUUGAACUUUUGAGCAAUGCGUCAUAUUCAUCUCUUCCUAUGCUAGGGAGAAUAGGCUAACAAUAAUAUACUUGUUUUAUGAUUUACCCUGGAAUCCGUAGGGAAAAUAAAAGAAUAUAAUUAAAAAUCUUUCAUGUUUUCAUCAAAAACAAUAAAAUUUUAGAAAUAUAUCUUUUGUAACCCUUUUUUUUUUUUAUAUAUUUUUUAAACUUCUUUAUUUUUAAUUAUAUAUAUAUAUAUAUAUGUAUCUAUAUAUUAUUCUUUUACCCAAACAUUGACGGUUAAAAUAAGUUUUACUUUACUCAGAUUUUUUAUUCCAAACAUAGCUUAAACCUUCCUGCUGUGGAUAAAUGGUGUACAAGAUUUGGUGCUUCAGUUGUUAAAGUUGCUAAGGAAGAAAUGAGUCGUUGUUUAAUUUCCUGGAAUUCACACUGUAGUGUCUUAUAUUUCUCUAUUUGUAUGGAAAAGCUGGUUGCUAUUCAACAAGAUCGGAGUUUUGUAUCACUCAAUUCCUUAUGUUUGUCUUGCAUUAUCAAUGUGGUUGUAGGAAUUCAUUUUUAAUAAUUCAUAUUUCUUAUGUCACUUUA
This is a messenger RNA of Ziziphus jujuba (common jujube), 2373 nucleotides long. RefSeq lists its product as uncharacterized. Gene Ontology annotation, biological process: protection from non-homologous end joining at telomere; double-strand break repair via nonhomologous end joining; interstrand cross-link repair. The record is from RefSeq and is a predicted model, not a curated record. The transcript is spliced from 4 exons. NCBI's taxonomy places the organism in Eukaryota, Viridiplantae, Streptophyta, Magnoliopsida, Rosales, Rhamnaceae. Gene Ontology annotation, molecular function: damaged DNA binding; 5'-3' DNA exonuclease activity. The coding region runs from base 132 to 1775 and encodes 547 amino acids.